Fusarium graminearum PH-1 is the source of this 1305-nucleotide messenger RNA. RefSeq lists its product as uncharacterized. NCBI's taxonomy places the organism in Eukaryota, Fungi, Ascomycota, Sordariomycetes, Hypocreales, Nectriaceae. The coding region runs from base 1 to 1305 and encodes 434 amino acids. The transcript has 4 exons. The record is from RefSeq and is a predicted model, not a curated record.
AUGAGCGCAUUGGACCUCGAACAAUUGGCUAUGGACACAAACCCAGAAGGUGCCUGCCGCAGGCCAACACCUGAAGAUUGGGCCAAGAUGAAGAAUUAUAUUCAUGAGAUCUACAUCAAGAACAAUAGAUCAAGGAAAGUAUUGAUGCAAAUGAUGAAAAGAAAGGGGUUCGACGCAACACCCAAAAUGUAUACCGAUCAGUUCAAAAGAUGGGGUGCAGAAUUCAACAAGAACCAGAACUCAGAUGAACACGACCCAGACGUCGAGUUGACCAAGUUGUACCAAGAGCUCAUUUUCCUCACCUACGACCUCGCUUAUCCAUGGACACUCAAUUGUCUGACGGAUAUACCAGUUUAUGUAUAUGGUCUAUUUGACAGUUUCAAUCUCUCUGCAAACAUGUUCGACGUCAUUGUCCCUGUAGGUACCACGGAUUAUUCAUCAGUCUGGCAACAGAUAGGUGCUGAGAUAUUCGGCUUCAUAACACUUCUGGAAAGCAACAAAACUGACGAAGCAUGGAUAACAUACAACAUUGUUGGCGAGAGGCUGAAAAGUAUUGUUGGUGUCGAGAAUGACUAUGGGAUGAUCAUCAAGCUCUGGCCCAUAUGUACCAGGCUUCUCAACGCAGCCGUGAUUUACAGAGAUGAUUCGAUCUUGUUCAGAUUCCUUCACUUCCUACGUCGACUGGUAAUUCAACGUUACAACAAAGGCGGCCGAGACCAUCCCAUUCCCAAGCUGCUCACAUGCUUGUGUCAGAUUCCAAUCGGCGAAUUUUCCAAAGCCAUACAGAUGGGCUACUUGAAGACGAUUCAUUGCCUUGAGAAUCGACUGUCGUUUGAUAACCCUCUUGUACAGUCAACAUGGUCCAACUACAUGAACAAGUGCGAUCGUCAAGCGUUGCCUGUCGAUGUUCUCACCUCGCGCUAUUCAACUGUUUUGCAAGCGGCUAGACAGUCAUUCACACCGACGGGAACAAGGACAAUUGAGAUUCUCCACGAUUAUAUUUAUACUGCAUACUACAAUGCUGAGGAUUAUCAGUUGACGUGGAAUCUUGCUUGGGAGACUGUCAGACUAGCUGGGUCUCCAGAACUCAUGAGGGAGCACCCCAUUUGGUGCAAGGCGAUGCAAAGUUAUGCCUUAGCGGUAAAGUUGAUGUACAUGAUUUCUCGCGAUAUGGGUCCAAGAAAUCUAGCGGUUACAGAACUUGAAUUGGCCAUUAAGAGGUUGGAAGGAGGAGACAGAGAAUGUGGCACGAGAGCGCAUAUGUUGAAGGGCAUACUUAACAGAAGCGAGAGAAUUGCCGAUUAG